AUGAAAUUUUCAACUUUAUCGUUUUCAGUCUUAGUGUUGUUUACAACCAAUGUCUUUGCUCAUUAUGUUCCUGGUUUUGAUUCAUUACAAGUUCAAGUUUCAGUUGCUAAAAGAGCUACAAAUUUGUUGGAUCCAACUUAUACCUAUUUACCUGAUAAAGCACUUGAUUUUAUAAAUCUUCACAUCAAAAAUUUAACAAAUUUUAACGGUACAAAAUGUGAUACAUGUAAAUACAGAAUUAAAUAUGGUAAAUCAUUAAUUGAAGAAUUUCCAGAUCAACAACAUUUGGUCAGUUUAUUACUUUUUAAAUUUUGUAUAAUUCAAAAUAAUAAUACUGAAAGUAAAUGUGAUAAUAAUGAUUUUUUUGUUACUACUCAACCAAAAAGUUCAAGUAUAUUAAACAAUACUUAUGAUUCAGGAUAUGGAUUAGAUACAAGUAUAAAUUUUUAUGAUAAUGAUUUUUUACAUAUGUUAAAAAAUUUUAAUACAUCAAGUGAAUUAGAUUUAGAAUAUUAUUGUUUUUACAAAGGUAAUUCAGCAUGUAAAUUACCAAAAACUCAAGAUGUUGAUAAAUUUUACGGUGUUCAAAAUUGGUGGCCAGCAAAACAACCUCAACAUCAUUUUCAACCGAAUUAUACAAAUAAUACUGAAAGAUUUAAUGUUUUACAUAUAACUGAUUUCCAUAUUCAACCACAAUAUGCUGUAGGUGCUGAAACUAAUUGUUCACAAGGUAUUUGUGGGUUUGAUGAAUCUUUCAAUACUGCGCUACCAGAUAAAAAUUAUAAUUUUACCAAUUAUUAUAAAAAAUUCAAUCCAAAUAUUUCUUCAUUUGAAUUAUCAUUUUAUCCAGAUGCAAGAUAUGAAAACCUGACAUAUAUCAAAGGUGAAUUAUAUGAUAUACCAAAGACUAGAGGUUGGAAUUUCGCUAAUGCUCCAGGAACAAGUUUUGGUGGCUAUAAAUGUGAUUCUCCAGAAUUAUUAAUGAAUAAUUCAUUAGUUGAAGUAGCUAAAUUGCAUCAACAGAAACAGUUUGAAUUCGUGGUUUUCACUGGGGAUUUAGUUGACCAUAACUUGCUCACAUGCACUGCAGAAAGAACAAAGCAUGAUGAAAUUCGAAGUUUUCAAUUAAUGAAGCACUAUUUAAAUAAUAUUCCAGUUUUACCAUCUUUGGGAAGUAUUUUCCCAUACGCUCAAUUACCACCUCUUCACCUUGGUAAUGAAUCAAUGGACCAGUUCCAGUAUAAUAUUGAUGAAAUGGCUGAUCUUUGGAUCAAUAAUGAGUGGUUUGAAGAAAAAGAUAGAAAUGAUUUAAAAAGACAUUAUUCUGGAUUUUCAUAUGUCACUAAUAGAGGAUUAAAGCUCAUUGGUUUAAACUCUAACAGUUACUAUCAAAAGAAUUUAUAUUCUUACGUCAAUUUAGCUGCUAAUCCGGAUAGUUUUGGUACUUGGAAGUUUCUUAUUGAUGAAUUAGUUGAAUCUGAAAAGAAAGGACAAAGAGUUUGGAUUCAAGCUCAUAUUCCAGUUUCUGAUUUUGAUACAUUACCAUUACAAAGUAGAAUCUUUGGUAAGAUAGUCGAACGUUUCAGCCCUUAUACAAUUGCUAAUAUCUUUUAUGGUCACACCCAUUUGGACCAGUUCCGAGUCCUUUAUUCAAGUAAUGCAACUGCUGCAACUGCUGUAGAAAAAGAUAUUGUAAAUUUAGCUUGGGUUGCACAAUCUGUUACUCCAAUUGGAAGUUUUAAUCCAGCAUUCAAAUACUAUGAAGUAGAAAAUGAGAGUUUUAAUAUCAUGAAUGCUUACAAUUAUUUCACAUUUUUGAAUGAAACCUUCGUUAACGGUGGAAAAGAACCGGUUUGGAACUAUGAAUAUAGUGCAAGAGAUUACGGUUCAGAUUGGCCACAAGAUGCUCCAUUGAAUGCUACUUUCUGGCAUAAUAAUGUUAUAAAGAAAUUAGCCAACCAAACUGAUAUUAGUUUCAAUCAAAAGUUUGCAAGCUUACAAUAUAGAUAUGGUCCAGGUGCUCCGAAAUGUGCAAAUGGAACUGUUAUAUCUGAUGAUUGUUAUGAUGAGAAUUAUUGUGUCAUGGCUAAUUUCUAUUCUGAUGAUUAUCAAGCUUGCCUUAGAGGUUAA
Messenger RNA from Lodderomyces jiufengensis, 2130 nucleotides. RefSeq names its product Asm3p (gene ASM3). The transcript is spliced from 4 exons. NCBI's taxonomy places the organism in Eukaryota, Fungi, Ascomycota, Pichiomycetes, Serinales, Debaryomycetaceae. The record is from RefSeq and is a predicted model, not a curated record. The coding region runs from base 1 to 2130 and encodes 709 amino acids.